GUGACUUUAUGUGAUUAUAUUCAGGCUUGAGGGCCUUCACUUUCCAGAAGCUACCAGGUUGGUCUGUGUGUCUUCAGCUGUCAGUCCUCCCCACCACCGUCACCCACCCCUCCCAUCACUUUGGCGACAGGCAUUUGCUGAUGGGAGACGCAGUGCAGUUAAAAGAUGAAGGUAACAAAUACUUACAGGCAGGAGAUAUUGAUAAAGCCAUCGACUGCUACACGAGAGCAAUCAAGGUGUCGAAGGACACAAAGGUGCUGGCUGUCAUUCACAGGAACAGAGCUGCAUGCUACCUGAAGAAGGAAAAUUAUGCCAAUGCAGCUUCAGAUGCAACUAAAGAUAGAGUAAAAACAAUUGAUGUAGAUGCAGCAGAUAUUAAAGCUUUAUACAGGCGUUGCCAAGCUCUGGAGAAGUUAGGAAAACUGGACAUGGCUUUUAAAGAUGUGCAGAGAUGUGCCACCAUUGAACCAAAGAACAGGAUGUUUCUGGAGACUCUGCGCAGACUGGGAGCAGAAAUCCAGGCCAAGGUCACUCAAACAACAUUCUCCACAGAUUCCAGGGUGCAGAACAUGUUUGAUAUUCUGCUGGAUGAAGAAAUGGAUAAGGACAAGAAGGAAAAAGCUGCCAACAACCUGAUUGUCUUGUCCAGAGAGGAUGCUGGAGCAGAGAGAAUCUUCCAGAAUAAUGGAGUGCCACUGGUGCUUAACAUGAUAGAAACAGGAAAGUCAGAAAUGAUCCUUGCUGCAAUCCGUACCCUGUCGGGGAUGUGCACAGGUCACAAAGCUCGGGCAAUGGCAAUCAUUCACCUGGUGGGCAUCGACAAGAUGUGUAGCAUCAUGGCUGUUGACAAUGAAGAGAUUGCACUGGCAGUAUGCAACCUUUUCCAGUGCAUCAAUGACUCUCUCACUGGUGGAGAUAAGAGAUAUGGGAAAGAAGAGGCCUUGGUUAUGGAUGCAGCCAAAGACCUGAAGACAAUUCUGCUGUCUCUGUUGGAGAUGGUUGGGAGUAAAAAGGUGUCUGGCCAUGGCAGAGACCAAGCCCUGAACCUUCUGUGCAAGAAUGUACCUCGCAAAGACAAGAAAGAACAUAACAGCAGGACCCUUUUUACGAUUGACCACAGCCUGAAGAAGAUCCUCAAGGUGUGUGGUCAAGUUCCUGAAUUGCCAGAUCAGCUUCCCAUGACCGAAAACACACAGCUGAUUGCCAGCGUGCUCCUUAACAAGCUUUAUGAAAACCUUACAUGUAACCCAGAGAGAAACAACUUCAGGGACGUUUGUGGUGACUACAUCACAUCCAAGGUUGACCCCAACAACAUGGACAAGACCAUUCAUGCGGUCAACACCGUGUCAGGUCUCCUGCAGGGCCCGUUUGAUGUUGGCAACGCCCUCGUUGGACGUCAAGGCAUCAUGGAGAUGAUGGUGGCCCUGUGUGCCUCUGAACGCGAGGUGGACCAGAUGGUUGCUGUGGAAGCACUGAUCCAUUCCUCUUCAAAAAUGAGCCGUGCCUCCUUCAUCAUUACGAAUGGUGUUUCACUGCUCAAGGACAUCUACAAAAAAACCAAGAAUGAGAAGAUUAAAAUACGGGCACUGGUGGUAAGUUUGAAUAGAACAGAAUAUGGAUGGCUCUGCAAUCCUCAGAUUGAUACCAGGACAAGGAAGUGGGCCAUCGAGGGCCUUGCUUAUCUGACGAAUGAUGCCGAUGUGAAAGAUGACUUUGUGGAGGAUGAGCUUGCCAUGAAAGCCAUGUUUGAACUUGCCAAGUCUAAGGAUAAGACCAUCUUGUAUGCAGUGGCUUGCACCCUGGUUAACUGCACAAACUGCUAUGACAAGAAGGAAAUCAUCCCUGAGCUGGUUGAGCUUGCCAAGUUUUCCAAGCAACAUGUUCCAGAACAACACCCAAAGGACAAGAAGGAUUUCAUUGAGAAGAGAGUGAAAAGGAUGCUGAAAGCUGGUGUCACUUCAGCUCUGGCUGUUAUGGUCAAAGCUGAUAAUGCCAUCCUGACCGACCAGACCAAGGAGCUGUUGGCAAGGGUGUUCUUGGCAUUGUCAGAAGAUCCCAAAGAUCGUGGCACUAUAGUCGCCCAAGGUGGGGGAAAGGCUCUGAUACCGCUGGCUCUGGAAGGAACAGAAGCUGGGAAGGUGAAGGAUGGCCAUGCCCUGGCUAAAAUUGCAGCAAUUUCAAACCCAGAGAUUGCCUUCCCUGGUGAGAGGGUUUACCCCUGGGUGAGACCUUUAGUCAACCUUCUGCACACCGACAGAGACGGACUACAGAACUUUGAAGCUCUGAAAGGCCUCACCAACCUGGCUGGCUUCAGUGAAAAACUGAGAGUAAAGAUUGUGAAAGAAAAAACUCUGCCUGAAAUUGAGAACUACAUGUUUGAAGAGCAUGACCAGAUCAGACAGGCUGCCACCGAAUGCAUGUGCAGCCUCGUGACGUGUAAAGAGGUCCAGGAGCAUUACAUGGAGGACGGCAAUGACAAACUGAAGCUGUUGGUGCUGCUCUGUGGUGAAGAUGAUGACGAUCUUCAGAUAGCUGCAGCUGGUGCCCUGGCCAUGCUCACUGCAGCUCAGAAGAAACUCUGCAGAAAAAUGACCCUAGUGACAACCCAGUGGCUUGAGAUCCUACAAAGGUUGUGUCUCCAUGACAACACCAAUAUCCAGCACCGUGGCCUUGUGAUUGUCUACAACAUGCUAAACUCGGAUGACAGUGAACUGGCCAAGAAACUGAUUGAGAGUGAGAUGCUAGAAAUUCUCACAGUGAUUGGCAAGGUGGAGGACAAUCCUAAGAGGCAGGAGGUCAUCAAUGUGGCACGCACAUGCCGUCUGGAUCUCGCUCUUGUCAAACCCUUUACCAGCCCUGCCUAAAACAGAAGCAGAAAGCCCAAAAAAUCCAAAUGGACUAUCUUCCCUACUGGUUAACUUUGUUGAAAAGACUGUUUUUCAAAUGUUUUUAUCGCUCUUGGCGCCUGUCUCUCAUAAGACAAAUUGUU
Thalassophryne amazonica is the source of this 2989-nucleotide messenger RNA. Its product is annotated as protein unc-45 homolog B-like. The record is from RefSeq and is a predicted model, not a curated record. NCBI's taxonomy places the organism in Eukaryota, Metazoa, Chordata, Actinopteri, Batrachoidiformes, Batrachoididae. Gene Ontology annotation, molecular function: Hsp90 protein binding.